Messenger RNA from Striga hermonthica, 183 nucleotides. The record is from the annotation of a GenBank genome assembly. Lineage: Eukaryota; Viridiplantae; Streptophyta; Magnoliopsida; Lamiales; Orobanchaceae.
CUCCAGAAGCGAGAUAUUCCCCUCGUGCGUAUUCAGUGGGAUCGCCACGGAGCUACUUGGGAGGAGGAAUCCGAUAUUCGCGCUCGUUUUUCAGACUUUCAGUUUUGAUGUACAUAUUUCUUAUCCUAUGUACAUAGUUCAUGUAUAUCAGUUAUAUUUUGAAUUCCCAAGGAUGGAAAUUUU